Messenger RNA from Clarias gariepinus (North African catfish), 1108 nucleotides. RefSeq names its product proopiomelanocortin b (gene pomcb). Bases 47 to 736 code for a protein of 229 amino acids. Gene Ontology annotation, molecular function: neuropeptide hormone activity. The record is from RefSeq and is a predicted model, not a curated record. Gene Ontology annotation, cellular component: extracellular region. Gene Ontology annotation, biological process: neuropeptide signaling pathway. NCBI's taxonomy places the organism in Eukaryota, Metazoa, Chordata, Actinopteri, Siluriformes, Clariidae. The transcript is spliced from 3 exons.
AGACGCCGAUCAGGGAGCAUCAGGACCAGAGCUUCUGCACAUCACAAUGAAAAAGAUGCGGUGUGUUUCCUGGCUCUCGGCUGCGCUCCUCCUGUGUGUGUGUGGAUCGGCGGUGGACGGACGGUGCUGGGACCUCGCUGACUGCCACCACCUCGACUCUCACCACCUCGACUCUCACCACAACAUAAUAGAAUGCAUCUGGGAGUGCAGGUUGAAGCUGCUUUUCGGUGGCACUGACAUCCUGCUCCCAGAUCAGCAGCAGGGCAGCGAUGAAGACCAGGAGGAAGAGGAGAACAGCUUGGGCUUCGGCAUCCUGCUUCCAGCUCUGUCUCCGCCUGACGCCUCACGUGAGCGGACGCCCAGCACGAGGCCUGAACGCAGCGAGGACAGACUCGUGCACUCCAUGGAGCAUUUCCGCUGGGGGAAGCCCGUGAGCCGGAAGAGACGCCCGGUCAAGGUGCACACGGCCGUGUACGCCAACGACGAAUAUCAGGCGACCCCGCCCAUGGAGAUGCCCCUCUCUUCACUAUACAGGCGACAGCUGGAGGGCGGAAAGGAGCAGAAGAACAACAACGCAAACGCGAAGGGUGCCGCGAAGUACCGCAUAACCCACUUCCGCUGGAGCGCGCCCCCUCCUGCCAAGCGCUACGGCGGCUUCAUGAGGCCCUGGUCCGAGAGGUCCAACAAGCCCCUGCUCACGCUGCUCCGAAACAUCAUCGCUAAAAACGUUCAGUGAGCAGGAAACGAUUGCUGCUGUCAAACGGACGUGGACAUUGUCCUCGUCUCAGCUUUCUGCAGCUCGCAGGGACACGAGAGAGUUAAUGAGAUCUUCUGCUCUCCAUCUGCUUCCAUCCUGUACACUAACUGAAAACAUGUAGGAAGGGAUCUCACACUCCGGAUAGGUUUGAACGAUCACUUCUUAGCUCAUCAUAACGAGGUCUGAUUUUUUUUUUUUUUUAGGAAGGUUUAUUUGAUGAAUGAUUUCUAUUCCUAUAACUCUACUGCUUUUACACCACUCUAUAAUCAUGGAUGACAUUGUAAAUAUGAAAUAUUUAAAUAAAUCUGCAAUGGUACAAGCAGCGUUGCAAAAAUCACUGGCAACUUUAAU